AUGCCCCAAAGCGACACCCACUCCCACCAAAACGGUGAAACCACCGUCACCACCUCCAUCCACGCUCCCCUUUUGACCCUCCACCUGCAAGCCAUGACCUCCACAACAUCCACCUCCACCGACCCCCUCCCCUCAGACGAAGGCGCCGCAGCCGUCCGCGCCGUCAACAAACGCUUCGAGGGCCUCUUAACUGUCCGCACGAAGGCAAUCAAAGGCAAGGGCGCCUGGUACUGGGCCCACCUCGAGCCCAUCCUCGUUCCUCACCCCGACACCGGCCUACCGAAAUCAGUCAAACUCAAAUGCUCCCUCUGCGACUCUCUCUUCUCUGCUUCAAACCCUUCUCGAACAGCUUCCGAACACUUAAAGCGUGGAACUUGCUCCAACUUCAGCUCCGGUUUGAGACCCGGUUCGGUCCCUUCUCCCCUCCCCAUUUCCUCCAUCAUUCCCGGUUCGAACCGCAAAAGGGGUUCCCCUCAAAUGGGUGCCACGUCACCUCCUUCUUAUCAAAAUCACUCCUUGGCCAUGGUGGAGUCUUCCCGCUACGACAUCGGGUACACCCAGAUGCAGAAUAGUAACAACAACAACAGCAAUAGCAAUAACAAUAAUAAUAAUAAUAACAUUAUGCACUUGCAGCAUCACGGCCAGGGCCAACAGCAUUUAAUGUUGUCGGGCGGGAAGGAUGAUUUGUGUGCUUUAGCCAUGUUUGAGGACAGUGUGAAGAAGUUGAAGAGUCCCAAGACUUCUCCUGGUCCUGCUUUGAGCAAGGACCAGGUGAAUUCUGCUUUGGACUUGCUCUUUGAUUGGUUCUAUGAGACUUGUGGUUCUGUGUCUUUGUCGAGCCUGGAACAUAGAAAGUUUCAGGCCUUUUUGAGCCAGGUUGGGUUGCCCAGCAAUUUGAGAAGGGAGGUUUCUGGGGGGAGGCUCGAUGCUAGGUUCGGGGAGGCCAAGGCUGAGUCCGAGGCUAGGAUUAGGGACGCCAUGUUUUUUCAGUUGGCAAGUGAUGGGUGGAAGAGUGGGGGUUUGUUUAAUUUUAACGUGUGCUGUGGUGGGGGGGAGAGUUUGGUGAAGUUUGUGGUGAAUCUCCCCAAUGGGAGUAGUGUGUUUCAGAAGGCUGUGUUCACAGGUGGAGUGGAGAAUUCUAAGUAUGCAGAGGAGGUUUUGUGGGAGACGGUUACGGCGGUUACCGGGAGUGUUGUCCAUAGGUGUGUGGGGAUUGUGGCAGACAAGUUCAAGGCCAAGGCGUUGAGGAACUUGGAGUUGCAGCACCAUUGGAUGGUCAACACUUCCUGCCAGCUUCAUGGGUUGGUUAGCUUGAUCAAGGAUUUUAACCGCGAGUUGCCACUUUUCAGGGUUGUGAUUGAGAAUUGUUUGAAGAUUGCGAAUUUUAUUAACAAUGAGUCGCAGGUGAGGAGUGUUUUCCUCAAGUGCAGGGUGCAGGAGAUGGAUUGCGGUGGGCUGAUUCGCAUGCCUUCGCCUAAAUGUGAUCCGUUGAAGAAUUUUGAAUUGGUGUUUCCUAUGUUGGAGGACAUUUUGAGUUGUGCCAGAGUGAUACAGAUGGUUGUGAUGGAGGAUGGGUUUAAGGUGAUGUGUAUCGAGGAUACGGUGGCGAGGGAGGUUGCAGGGAUGGUGCAGAAUGAGGGGCUUUGGAAUGAGUUGGAGGCGGUUUAUUCGCUUGUGAAGCUUGUUAGAGGGAUGGUGCAAGAUGUUGAGGCAGAGAGGCCAUUGAUUGGUAGGUGUUUGCCUCUUUGGGAGGAGCUGAGGACCAAGGUGAAAGAGUGGUGUGGGAAGUUCAACAUUGUGGAAGGACCUGUGGAGAAGAUUGUCGAUAAGAGGUUUAGGAAGAAUUAUCACCCUGCGUGGGCAGCAGCGUUUAUACUUGAUCCACUUUACUUGAUUAAGGAUGCAAGUGGGAAGUAUCUUCCUCCGUAUAAGUGUUUGACACGGGAACAGGAGAAGGAUGUGGAUAAGUUACUGACGAGGCUGGCUUCACGAGAAGAGGCUCAUGUUGUGUUGAUGGAGCUAAUGAAAUGGAGGUCAGAGGGGCUUGAUCCGCUUUAUGCACAGGCUGUUCAGAUGAAGCAGAGGGAUCCAGUAACAGGGAAGAUGAAAGUUGCAAAUCCACUGAGUAGUAGACUUGUGUGGGAAACAUGUUUGAGUGAGUUUAAAUCCCUGGGGAAGAUUGCAGUGAGACUUAUUUUUCUGCAUGCAACUUCGUGUGGGUUUAAGAGUAAUUGGUCUUUUAUGAGGAAAAUUUCAGCUAAUAAACAGUCAAGAGUUGCCUUGGAGAGGGCUCAGAAAAUGAUAUAUAUUGCAGCUCAUGCCAAGCUUGAAAGGAGAGACUUUUCCAGUGAGGAAGAGAAGGAUGCAGAGCUGUUUGCCAUGUCUGGUAGUGAGGAUGGCAUGCUGGCUGAGGUCUAUGCUGAUGCUCCCUUAGUGUAA
Molecule: messenger RNA, 2439 nt
Organism: Sphenostylis stenocarpa
Lineage: Eukaryota; Viridiplantae; Streptophyta; Magnoliopsida; Fabales; Fabaceae
Source: the annotation of a GenBank genome assembly